AUGCCCCUCCUACCAUUGACUAACGGAAGAGCGCCGUCGGGACUUUCAGGAUCCCAUGGAUCAGGACUGAGGCUGCCUACUGUCAUUAGGCGUGUGCUCCGGCCGCCAACGCUCGACUUUGAGACCGCUGUCUGGGAACUCGUAUACCUACUCAUAGCCCCAACAAAAGUCUACAAGUCCCUUUACUAUCACAAGCAGACCAAAAACCGGUGGGCCCGUGACGACCCGUCUUUCGUCCUGCUGCUAUCUGCGCUGCUGGCGGUCUCUGCGCUGGCGUGGGGAUUGGCCUAUUCUCCUGGCGUAUUUGCCAUUUUCCGGCUCGUUGGGUACAUGGUGCUUGUGGACUUUUUCGCUGUAGGUGUUGUCAUUGCCACCGCAGGAUACCUCAUUGCUGGCAAACUUUUGCGCAAAACUGGACACGGACAUUCACAGGGACGUGACGAACUCGAAUGGGCAUACUGCUUUGACGUCCAUUGCAAUGCCUUCCUUGUCAUUUGGGUCUACCUCUACGUCCUCCAGUUCCUGCUACUCCCUCUGCUCACUCGUUCUGCAUGGUUUGCAAUGUUCCUCGGGAACUCCCUGUAUGCCGUUGCGCUAGCCCACUACUGUGUCAUUGCCUUCUAUGGCUACAAUGCAUUGCCGUUUCUGGCCCACACAGAGCUGCUACUGGCACCCGUGCCGGUCAUUGCGGUGCUCUACAUUCUUAGUUUAUUUGGCUUCAACGUCGUCAAGACCAUGGGAUCCAUAUAUUUUGGUAAAUAG
This is a messenger RNA of Magnusiomyces paraingens, 762 nucleotides long. RefSeq lists its product as uncharacterized. The record is from RefSeq and is a predicted model, not a curated record. The transcript has a single exon. The coding region runs from base 1 to 762 and encodes 253 amino acids. Gene Ontology annotation, cellular component: Golgi membrane. NCBI's taxonomy places the organism in Eukaryota, Fungi, Ascomycota, Dipodascomycetes, Dipodascales, Dipodascaceae.